Molecule: messenger RNA, 2874 nt
Organism: Xyrauchen texanus (razorback sucker)
Lineage: Eukaryota; Metazoa; Chordata; Actinopteri; Cypriniformes; Catostomidae
Product: zinc finger BED domain-containing protein 4-like
Exons: 2
Coding region: 169-2052 (627 amino acids)
Molecular function (GO): DNA binding
Source: RefSeq, a predicted model, not a curated record
UACACGUUUUGUGUAGGGGUAGUAACGCACUACGUUUAAAUUACGUAAUGAAAUUACAAAAGUCAAGUACAUGUAGUUAGAGUAGGAUAGGUUUUAUUUUACUAUUUACACGAUUACAUAUUAGCAAGGUAACGUGAUUUACUGAUUUUGCCCCUACAUUGAAAAGAGAUGUCAGUGGCAGAGCCUGCUCUGAAGAUGGAGGGGAUUCGUAUAUCAUUGGACAAGUGGAUUUACAAACAGCAUUUCACUUUCAGGGAGGAAAGGGGUAGAAACAUAACUGUUCAAUGCAAUCUCUGCCUUCCAAAAAUUAGGAUGUUGUCCUCCGCGAGAAACUCCACAUCUAAUCUAAAGAAGCACUUAGAGAGAAAGCAUGCUUCGCUGUGUGUGAAGACCGAGAGCAGGGACGGAGAAAGUGAUUCUGAAUAUCAAACUGGAAGACCACCUGCAACUAAACAUUCUAAGCUGGAUCACACCAUUUAUGACACAUCACAAUCAAGAUUAAAUGCCCUGGUUUUUAAUUUUAUUGUGGAGGAUGUGCAACCCAUUUCGAUUCUAGAGCAACCUGGCUUCAGGAAGUUGAUCGAAGUGUUAAGCAGAGGCAAAAAGGUCAUGAGUCGCAAGGCUUUUGUUUCAAGGCUUCAAGCUGCAUACUAUAAAAUGAACGAGGAGCUAAAAGUCAAACUCGAAAAAGUGCAGUCAGUAUGUACAACUGCUGAUAUAUGGACAGUGAACAGCAGAAGCUACUUUGGGAUGACCUGUCACUGGCUUGAGAACAAUCUCGAAAGGAGGUCUGUCGCUCUGGCCUGCACACGAAUCCAGGGAAGACACACUUGUGAAACAGUUAUAGCUAAAAUUCAAGAAAUUCAUGCUUUCUACAACAUUGAGAGCAAAGUUCGAGCUACUGUCACCGAUAACGAAAGUCAUUUUGUGAAAGCCUCCAAAGACUUCUCAUCUGAGGAUGACCGUGAAGUUGAAGAAGGUCACUUUGAGGAUUUGGGCAGCAUUCUUUGUGAGGAAGAAAAUGGUGGAGGCUUCUUUCUAAGCUAUUUCUUACCACCCCACCUAAGGUGUGCUGAGAAAACAUUGAACUUGAUUGCCUCAAAGGACCUUGCGGAUGCCAUCUCAAAGGGAUGGUCUCAUAAAAUUCACAAUAGUUCAACUGCAAAAUGUACAGCAAUAUGGCACAAGGCCUGUUGCUCUACUGAAGUUGCAGACAUGGUGGAAUCCAUUACAAAUAUGAAAUUCAAUGUUCCUCGCAUGAAUCAGUGGAGCUCAGAAUAUUUUGCCAUUCAGAAAAUAAUGUCACUUACUGAUUCGCAACUCACAGAAUUGCUCGACUUCUUAGAUGUCCCACAUUUUACGCCCGAUGAAGUGGCUUAUCUCAAAGAAUACACAGAUGUUUUCAAAUCAGUGGGUGUUGCGCUUGACCUUUUACACGGAGAACAAAACUGCUUCCUUGGUAUUGUGCUACCAACAUUGUUAACCCUUAAAAGGAAGCUCCAGGAGAAGAAGCCAAACACACGCUUUUUCUCGGAGGUCAUCGACAACACCGUUAAAGCUAUCGAUACUCACUUCAAGCAGGUAUUUGACAGUCCUGAUGCCAAAUUAGCCACUACCACCAUGCCACAGUUUCGAUUGUGGUGGUUACCAGAAGGUGAAAGACAAUCUGUACGGACACAAUUAGUUACUGAGGUUUCUCAGGUACAAAUAGGGAAUGAGGAAUUUGACACUAGUGGUCAAACUCUUCAUGAUGAUGAAUUCUUCUCAUAUGGACCUGGAUGUUCUGGAAACAGAGAUGGGAAAAUGGGAGCAAGUGAAGAGGUUCGGAUGUACCUGGAGGGCGCAAACAAAGAUCUGAAAUGUCUAAAUGAAUUUCCUCGUGUGAAGAAAGUAUUCAUCAAGUUCAAUACAACUCUGCCCUCGAGUACCCCAGUAGAACGGCUGUUCAGCCAUUGGUGCUCCUCAAAAAGUAACAAUCUCACAGAUGAAGAUUUUGAGCAUGUACUCCUUUUAAAUUACAACAGCAAAACAUGCCCUUUGGCAUUUCUGUAGUGGAUGGACCAGGGUUUCUGUUUUCAAAAAUCUAGUAUGGUUUUUUGAUUUAAAGCUGAAGUGUGUUAUUUCUGCAGCACUAGCACCACCAAAUGGAAUUAAAAAACAAACAUUGUUUUCAAAACAUCUUUCUGAAUACACCCCCCAACCCAUUGAUCUUGGCCUUUGUUGAGUCAGUGUUGUGUCUCUUGACAACAAAUGGGUCUCUCAAAACAAACAGAGAAAUUUUCAUAGCACCACAGAGACACAGUGUUUACAGUUUUCUGUAAAAUUAACCUUUGAAUGGCUUACUUAUAGUUGUCUCUGCAUAUUAAGCUGGGAUGGGAGAAAGUAUUUUAGCACACUUCAGCUUUAAAAUGGCCCAAUGUUGGCAAAUUCGAAAACACAAUGUCCAGUGAAAAUAUUAACAAAGAGCAGACAAGCCUAAUUUUUGUUUUAAAGAGAAAGGACUUGAUAAAUAAUCACAAUUGUACAGCGCAUCUCAUGAAAACAGUGCUUCAUGGCUACGGUGUUGAAUUUUCUUCAGACAGUUUGCAAAGUCGUAAUCCACAGCUACAUCAAGUUGGAUGCAGAGUGGGCAACACUGGCAAUAGCAUUGUCAUUCUGUAGCAUGUAUAGAGAGAUCCAAGGUGCUUCUGUGCCAUGAAGUUGUUGCACUUAGAAAUAAAUUAGUCUAUGUGAUAAAUUAUUUGAACAUUUAAUGAUUUAGUAAUGUUUUUUAUAGUUCUUUCUAAAUGAAAAGAUAUGUCAAAUUGCUGUCUUUUUGGUAGCCUUGCCCUCAUAUUUUGUGUUGAUUUAUUUAAAGAUGCUAUUAGAUGCUUA